AUGGCACAUUGGUACCAAUACCGUGACCCCAACUAUUGUGGUUUGGGGGUAUAUAAUAUGGAGAUAGCAGCAGGAGCAGAACAAGGUGUAGCAGCGGCAGCUGUGGAAGAAGCAACAGUAGCUGCUGCAGGCGGCCACUUUCGAGAAGGAUCUGUAGGCCUCAUGGAAGACGUGAUUCAAGAGGGUUACCUCAACCACGAGGGCGCUGUGAACCAGGAAGGUGUCGUGUACCACGAGGCCAGUGGCGGUAACCAGGGGCCUGUGCAGCAGCCGCAGCAGCCCGGGCAGGAGCAAGAGCCCGGGCAGCCUGCAAAUGUGGCCGCUGUGGCUCCACUGCCCCAGCGCAGCCGUCCACGAACCCAAUACAAGUUCUCGAAGUGGCAGUUGCAGGAACUGGAAAGUGUUUUCCAAGAAACUCAGUACCCUGAUGUGAGCACCAGAAAGGGACUUGCAAGAUGCAUCAAUGUGACUGAAACCAGAGUGCAGGUUUGGUUUAACAACAGGAGAGCCAAAUAUAGGAAACAUCAGAGGAAAUUAAUGCUUGGAGAUGCGCCAUCUGGUUCCCAGGACCACAUGUUCCUGGCAAACAGGAACAAACCCUAG
This is a messenger RNA of Sciurus carolinensis (gray squirrel), 603 nucleotides long. Its product is annotated as rhox homeobox family member 1-like. The coding region runs from base 1 to 603 and encodes 200 amino acids. The transcript has 3 exons. Gene Ontology annotation, biological process: regulation of transcription by RNA polymerase II. Gene Ontology annotation, molecular function: RNA polymerase II transcription regulatory region sequence-specific DNA binding; DNA-binding transcription factor activity, RNA polymerase II-specific. The record is from RefSeq and is a predicted model, not a curated record. NCBI's taxonomy places the organism in Eukaryota, Metazoa, Chordata, Mammalia, Rodentia, Sciuridae.